AUGUGUCGGUUUGAGUACCUUUCCUCAUUAGGAACCGAAAUUUCAUUCCUGCAAGAGGCACCUCCAGUCCCAUACCCAAUACACGCCAUAGACCUUGACGCUUCUGCCCUGGAUGAGCUCCCAAGCGGCUUCCGACAUCUCAUCCAUGGUGCAAAACUCUCACGAAACGUCAUCGAAGUCAUCCAGAGAGCAAAUAUCGUCAACGACGCCACAUUCGGCAAGAGCAAAACAACACCCAACUAUAACACUUACAAGUUGGAAAUCACAGCGAAAUACUUCGACUACAUAGAAGCCUGUCCGGAGCUCGGCAGCCCAGAUGACCCCUGGAGCGAGGCCCCGCUCGGCAAGCUCCUCUGCCUGGCUCUCCUGGUCUAUUGCUGCAAUGACCUAUGCCCUGUAUCGGCACUGAGCGCUUCCAAGACCAGCGCACGCCGAGGCUUGACGGCAGAACUUCUCAAGUGCACCUCGACCCACGACGAGAAAUGCGAAGAGGAAUGCCUCCUGUGGGUCUGGAUAGUCGCCCUAAACGCAUGGAGAAAUAAUCUGGGGGUUUGGACUGGGGUUGGAUCUGAGCUGUCGAUCCUAUUCAAGGCCAGAUUCAGACUGAUCCUCGGUGGUGGAUAUGAAGGCUGCUCAUAUAUUGUGGAAUCAUUCCUUUGGAACCCCUCUUUGGAUAUAACGCUACUUGCGGCAUUGGCCUGA
This is a messenger RNA of Cladophialophora carrionii CBS 160.54, 702 nucleotides long. RefSeq lists its product as uncharacterized. The transcript has a single exon. NCBI's taxonomy places the organism in Eukaryota, Fungi, Ascomycota, Eurotiomycetes, Chaetothyriales, Herpotrichiellaceae. Bases 1 to 702 code for a protein of 233 amino acids. The record is from RefSeq and is a predicted model, not a curated record.